CCCGGGCGGCAUCCCGCGCGGCCAAGCCGGGGACAGCGCGAGCCGCAGCCCGAGCAGGAGCGCUGAGACGCGCCUCCGGAACGUAGAGUAACAAUCACAACCCCACAUUCCAGGCGAGCGCGAGCGGGAAGGGAUGCGACCCGGGUGGAGGCGCCGAGCGAGCGCCCUGCAGCCAACGUGAGCGCCGCCAGCCUGUGGCCGGAGAGCCGGCCAGGCCAGGGGGGGCGGUGGGAGCCUGCGUGCGUGCGCUCUUCUCCUCUGCUCUCGUGUGUCUUGGAAACGGUGGCCGGUGGCCGCGGCUGCUCCCUCCGGCGUGCAAACCCAGGCGCCGCCAGCGCAACGGCCGACGCUGCGGAGGGGAAACUCUCCUCUUGGCAGCCACCUCCUCACCCGGCCUUCCCGGGGAAUCAGCGGCUUCAGCAAGAUUGGACCUGGGCACCGGGUGGCACAACCCUCUAACCUUACUCUCCCCGGGGCGCCUGGCGUAGAGAGGACUCAGAUCGUAGGGGGACCCCCCCGCUUCACGCUUCCACGCUUCAAUCACUCCGGGGAGGGGGCCAAGAGGCCACUGGCGGCCGGCCCCGGACACCCUAGCCCCCUCCCCCCAGGCCCGGAGCUUCCAGCCCUGAUCCGUCGCACCAGGAAGAAGGCUCCAGGUGCUCUUCUCCGGACCAGACAGCCACAGUAGGAGGUGGGAGCGAGAAGCGUGCAGAACCCGUCGGCCACCCGGACGGUGGAUCCCCCGCAGAGAGGCGCUGAACCAGCAGUGGAGACUCGCUCUCCAUCCAGCCCCUGGGGCAGAACUUUCUCGCCCUCCCCGCCCCCUCCCCCGCAGCCGGACUCCUUCCCCAGCCAGUCAGUCCUCCCGGUGGAGAAGGCGCCACAGAGACAGCCCGGGAGGGGGCCUACCUUCCCCGAGGCUGGCAUCAUGUCGGCGGCGCAGGUGUCCUCGUCCCGAAGACAGUCUUGCUACCUGUGCGACCUGCCUCGCAUGCCCUGGGCCAUGAUCUGGGACUUCUCCGAACCUGUCUGCCGUGGUUGCGUCAAUUACGAAGGCGCCGAUCGCAUAGAAUUUGUGAUCGAGACAGCCCGCCAGCUGAAGCGGGCUCACGGCUGCUUCCAAGACGGCCGCUCCCCCGGGCCGCCGCCGCCCGUUGGGGUCAAGACAGUGGCCUUGUCCGCCAAGGAAGCGGCGGCAGCAGCUGCCGCCGCGCAACAACAACAACAGCAGCAGCAGCAACAGCAGCAGCAGCAGCAGCUCAACCACGUCGAUGGUUCUACCAAGCCUGCGGUGUUGGCCGCCCCGUCUGGCCUGGAACGCUAUGGCCUGAGCGCAGCGGCUGCUGCCGCUGCCGCCGCCGCGGUGGAACAACGUAGCCGUUUCGAGUAUCCGCCGCCCCCGGUGAGUCUGGGGAGCAGCAGCCACGCCGCCCGGCUGCCCAACGGCCUGGGAGGUCCUAACGGCUUCCCUAAGCCCACACCAGAGGAGGGCCCCCCGGAGCUGAACCGCCAGAGCCCCAACUCAUCCUCAGCGGCAACAUCGGUGGCUUCUCGGCGUGGGACACAUAGUGGGCUGGUGACCGGGCUGCCCAACCCCGGGGGUGGCGGGGGACCCCAGCUCACCGUGCCCCCAAACCUAUUGCCGCAGACGCUGCUUAACGGCCCGGCCAGCGCCGCGGUUCUGCCACCGCCCCACGGCUUGGGGAGCAGCCGCGGGCCCCCGACUCCAGCGCCUCCUGGUGCUCCCGGGGGGCCCGCCUGUCUCGGGGCUGCCCCAGGCGUGUCGGCCACUGUAUCUUCCGCGCCGUCUUCGACCUCUUCGACUGUGGCAGAGGUGGGCGUGGGUGCUGGUGGCAAGAGGCCUGGUUCCGUGUCGAGUACGGACCAGGAACGUGAGCUGAAGGAGAAGCAGCGCAACGCUGAGGCCUUGGCCGAGCUGAGCGAGAGCCUGCGCAACCGUGCGGAGGAGUGGGCCAACAAGCCCAAGAUGGUCCGUGACACACUGCUCACGCUGGCUGGCUGCACGCCCUACGAGGUGCGCUUCAAGAAGGACCACUCUUUACUGGGUCGUGUCUUUGCCUUCGACGCUGUCUCCAAGCCCGGCAUGGACUACGAGCUGAAGCUGUUCAUUGAGUAUCCCACGGGCUCCGGCAACGUGUACUCCAGCGCGUCCGGGGUGGCCAAACAGAUGUACCAGGAUUGCAUGAAAGACUUUGGCCGUGGUCUGUCCUCUGGCUUCAAAUACCUGGAGUACGAGAAGAAGCAUGGUUCAGGUGACUGGCGCCUACUUGGGGACCUGCUGCCCGAGGCUGUACGCUUCUUCAAGGAGGGCGUGCCCGGCGCAGACAUGCUGCCCCAGCCCUAUCUAGAUGCCAGCUGUCCCAUGUUACCCACUGCGUUGGUGAGUCUCAGCCGCGCCCCCAGUGCACCUCCAGGAACUGGAGCCUUGCCACCAGCGGCGCCCACGGGUCGGGGUGCAGCCUCCAGCCUGCGCAAAAGGAAGGCAUCCCCGGAGCCUCCGGACUCAGCUGAAGGUGCACUGAAGCUCGGCGAGGAGCAGCAGAGGCAGCAGUGGAUGGCAAACCAGAGCGAGGCGCUGAAGCUCACUAUGUCCGCGGGGGGCUUUGCGGCGCCAGGGCACGCAGCAGGGGGACCGCCCCCACCCCCUCCACCUCUGGGACCUCAUUCCAAUCGGACCACCCCGCCAGAGUCAGCCCCCCAGAACGGUCCGUCCCCCAUGGCCGCGCUCAUGUCAGUGGCAGACACUCUGGGCACAGCGCAUUCGCCGAAGGACGGCAGUUCAGUGCACUCUACCACUGCAUCCGCUAGGCGAAACAGCAGCAGCCCGGUGUCACCCGCCUCCGUGCCAGGGCAGCGUCGCCUGGCAUCACGCAAUGGGGACCUGAAUUUACAGGUGGCACCCCCGCCGCCUAGCGCCCACCCAGGCAUGGACCAAGUGCACCCCCAAAACAUUCCGGAUUCCCCUAUGGCCAACAGCGGACCCCUCUGCUGUACCAUUUGCCACGAACGUUUGGAGGACACUCAUUUCGUUCAGUGCCCGUCUGUCCCUAGCCACAAAUUUUGUUUCCCUUGUUCUAGAGAGAGUAUCAAAGCCCAGGGGGCUACAGGUGAGGUGUAUUGCCCCAGCGGAGAGAAAUGCCCCCUAGUCGGGUCUAAUGUACCUUGGGCCUUCAUGCAGGGCGAAAUCGCAACUAUCUUAGCUGGGGAUGUUAAAGUGAAAAAAGAGAGAGACCCUUGAACCGCAGGGCAGCGACCUCUUUUACCCUAGACCACCUCCUCUUCAAUCUGGAGGGCCCUCCCCCCCACCUGCCUCCAUUUCCCUUCCCACCAAGAUGUAGAAUUGUGAAUAUAACUGCAAAAAGUUAGUCUUAUGUAUAGACAUUAUUUUCGUCGUAUGUUUCUAUAUUUUGAAACAGGUAUGUAACUUCUUCAUUUGAAGGAUAAGCUGGUUGUGUUAAGCAGUAUAAUAUUGAUUGGGUCAUUUGCAUCAUAUUCGUUAGCAUUUAUUUGGUGGCAGAAUGUUUGCCUAGGUACAGCAUUAAUAGCCCUUAGCAACAACUGCUGCUGGUGUGUAUUUUUGUAAAUGUUAUGCACUCUGAAAGGAAAAACACACAAAAGAAAAAGAUUUUUUUGUUGUUUUUGUUUUGCCAAGGCCAGUGUUGCUGCCUAAAAAAAAAAAAAAGAAAAGAAAAAAGAAAAAAAAUCAAUGCUAUAAAAUGGUGAAAGCUUCUCUCUAAACAGCCCCAAGUGUUGAAGUCUUCACUUCAUUUUGUUCUGUUCUGUUUGUUUUCCUGUUUUGUUUGCAAAAUAGUAAGGGGGGUGUUGGGAGGGGAUGGGUGUUUUUUUGUUGCAAGUUUGUGAGGGGGAAAAUGUUUCGGUUUGUUUCUCCUGACCUGAAUGUGUUGGAUCUUCACGUGUCGUUUUGUUUUGGCUUUAUUGAUGCACGGAUGCUUUUGAACCGUAGAGCGAAAAACUAGACAUGGAGAACUUGCUCUGUUUGUCCUUUAUACAUUUCUGUAGUUAACAGAACACUGUAAUGUGCCUUGGAGCUUAGUAACUUGUAAUAAAUUCAAUUGAUAAUUAA
Molecule: messenger RNA, 4105 nt
Organism: Myodes glareolus (Bank vole)
Lineage: Eukaryota; Metazoa; Chordata; Mammalia; Rodentia; Cricetidae
Gene: Irf2bpl
Product: interferon regulatory factor 2 binding protein like
Biological process (GO): regulation of transcription by RNA polymerase II
Cellular component (GO): nucleus
Molecular function (GO): transcription corepressor activity
Source: RefSeq, a predicted model, not a curated record